This is a messenger RNA of Puccinia triticina, 1857 nucleotides long. RefSeq lists its product as uncharacterized. Lineage: Eukaryota; Fungi; Basidiomycota; Pucciniomycetes; Pucciniales; Pucciniaceae. The transcript has 3 exons. Bases 1 to 1857 code for a protein of 618 amino acids. The record is from RefSeq and is a predicted model, not a curated record.
AUGUCCAACGCCUUCAUGCCGAUCUCACCAGAACUCUGGAAAGAGAUUCAGACUGUCCAAGGGAACUUCAACCAACUCCUGGGAAUCGCCAAUCCAUCAACUGCCUCGACCCUUGGAGGUGAGGUCGUCGGGGGUGUCCCACUACUGGGCGGAUUCUACCCAACUCCGACCCCUCUGGCGGCUAAUCCGAUUAGUGUCGAUCCAUCCAGCUCACGAACAACUCUUGGCGCCCGCCCAACUCCCCCUAGCACCGUGCAACCACCUCCUUCCCGCUCACCGGUUUCCCUUGGCACCCCCAGCACUCAGAUUCCCCGAACAACAAAUAUACCAGCACCAUUCUCUCCGACACCCCCGCCAGUCGUCACUAACGCUCCAUACACACCGAUAAUAGCCACCCAACCCGAUUCUCCUCUUGAAUCUAACUUCAAUCUGCCCAACAACAGCCCAGAUAGAAUCCAAAUACCAGCCGGGGCAAUCGUUGGAAUAGCCCUCGGCGCCCUCUUACUCGUCUUUACAAUCCUUCUGGGUUGUUGGCAUAUCCAACGUCGGCGCCGGGCAACACUUGCAAAGAGAAGGACACAAAGAGAGUCAUUUCUACACAAUCCAAUCCUCAGCACUCUUAUGGUUCCCAAACAGUCCUCGUCCUCCUUUCGAGGGACACCUUAUCUAGGCGAAGGCGACAUGUACUAUGCUAAUCCACCUUCACUAAAUCGUAAUUCCUCCUCAAGCUUUGGGCCUGCCUUCCGUCAAUCUCAUAGACCACUAGCUGAUACGGCUGAAGGUGCUCGCCUGAAUGAAGUCAAUUACCUUGAAGUCGUGGGUGACCAUCCUCGAGUAGACAGCUUACUUCCAAUGAAAUAUCAUGGUGGUCCAAUCAUGCAUCCACAAAUUGAGCAGGCAGCCCGCUUUUCAAAUACUUACAACAAUAAUACCAGUCAAUAUUUCCCCCAGGAUACUGAAAGCGAGGCCUCGGAUGACAACGGAAGUUUUCAAACACGCCGCUCAACAUUCAGGUCCGGAUUCUCAACAGGAUCUCUCAUAUUCCCCCAAGUUGCAAAAUUCAGAAAUGUUGCCACAAACGAAGCUGGGAUUCCAAUUCAAAAUCUAGAAGCCAACCGAGUAAAGUCACAAAUGGUUACCGACAUUCUUGACUUUGACGGGCAGGAGUACGAGCAGGAAAGUGAUCCAGGCAAUCGAGAUUCACAAAAAGUGGAUCCGGACUUCCCAUCAUUCUACCUUCCUCCGGCGGGAGAUCCCAAGAAGAUCAGUGCUGCCCAGGUGGAUUUGCCGACUCAAAAUUUGCUCAGCCGGAUCACCAACUUCUCUUACCCUAUGCCCCGGGUCGUCCCUUCUCCUCCAGAAGUACCCGGCCCGAUUCUAAACCGACCACGCUACAAAUAUGGCCAAAAGGCUCGUCGGGAUCAAGACCUACAGCCGUCGCGUAGUCCACCCAGUCCUCCCAAUCCUCCCAGUCCACCUAGUCCACCCACCAGCCCGCCAAGUCCACUCAAUGAAAUCGUCACCCGACCGGGAUCUACUGCGACGCCCGGUUUUGCAAACAAUCGUUACAUACCCAACAAAGGAAAGAAGAGGAAGACGAAUGCGAAUGUGUUGAGUGUUUUGCAUAAAAGUAGUCUCCGCAAGUCAUCGGCCAAGUCGAUGAUGCCCAGGCGGCAAAGUGCGCUAUCCAUCAAGUCAAUCAUGGCCAAACGACAAAGCGCAGUCUCAAUUAACUCAAUGAUGCCUAAACGACAAAGCUUCUUCCGGCGCGCUGAAAGGAAGACUAUGGCUUCCGUCAGCUCGGUAGACAUUCCUGAUCCCUAUGGUCAUAGUAAGAUAAACCAUGCAGCUAUUUAG